AUGCCCAUUCCUAUCAGAGUAGCGACUUGUCACGUGUCGUCUAUUUUCCUAUCAGCCAAAAAGACCACCCAAAAGGCCAUUGGACUGAUUGAACAGGCGGCGGCACAGAGAGCCAACCUCGUCGUCUUCCCGGAGACAUUCAUCCCUGCAUUUCCUGUAUGGAGUGCCAUUCGCCCACCAACUGCCAACCAUGACCUUUUUAAGCGCAUGGCAACAGAGUCAAUAUAUGCCGAUGGAGAGGAGAUUCAGGAUAUACGCGCAGCUGCAAAGGAGUUCAACAUGAUGGUUAGCCUUGGCUUUUCAGAAAAGGUUGGCUUCAGUAGUGCCACACUAUUCAAUUCCAAUCUCUUCAUCAGCGGCCAGGGUGAAGUUCUUAUUCAUCAUCGGAAGUUGGUACCGACUUUUUUUGAGAAGCUCACCUGGGCCCCCGGCGAUGGCCAUGGUUUGCGAGUUGCCGAAACGCCGUUUGGAAAAAUUGGCAACCUGAUCUGUGGCGAGAACACCAACCCGCUCGCCAGAUAUGCCCUCAUGGCCCAGGGUGAACAAAUUCACAUAUCGACUUGGCCGGCGAUAUGGCCAACCCGGCUUGAGGAUGCGACGGGUCCAACUGCAUCACGCGGCGCAAACUAUGACAAUGUUGCAGCCAAUCGAACUCGUGCUGCUGGCCACUGUUUUGAAGCCAAAUGUUUUGGUGUCCUCUGCUGUGGCGUGCUGGGACAGGAUUCGAUUGAGGAAAUUUCCGGCGGCUCCGCGCAUUUGAGGCGCGUGUUGGAGGACUCCCAGCGCGGCGCUACCAUGUUUCUGGAUCCUACGGGAGCGCAGUUGACAGGCUUUACUGUCAGCAAUGAGACACAGACCCAAACGCCUACUCCCUUUUUGCAAGAUGUUGAGGGAAUCUUGUACGCGGAUAUAAACGUGGAGGACUGCGUUGAAGGAAAACAGUACCACGACGUCGUGGGCGGCUACCAACGACUGGAUGUAUUUGACUUCAAGGUCAACAGGACACGCCGGUGUCCAGCUACGUUUGUGAGCCAAGAUGAUGCAAAGACGGUUCAAGAUUAG
Metarhizium brunneum ARSEF 3297 is the source of this 1062-nucleotide messenger RNA. RefSeq names its product Nitrilase (gene NRL1). The record is from RefSeq and is a predicted model, not a curated record. Gene Ontology annotation, molecular function: catalytic activity. Lineage: Eukaryota; Fungi; Ascomycota; Sordariomycetes; Hypocreales; Clavicipitaceae.